Messenger RNA from Phyllostomus discolor (pale spear-nosed bat), 3459 nucleotides. RefSeq names its product gamma-aminobutyric acid type A receptor subunit alpha3 (gene GABRA3). Gene Ontology annotation, molecular function: transmitter-gated monoatomic ion channel activity involved in regulation of postsynaptic membrane potential; GABA-A receptor activity; inhibitory extracellular ligand-gated monoatomic ion channel activity. The record is from RefSeq and is a predicted model, not a curated record. Lineage: Eukaryota; Metazoa; Chordata; Mammalia; Chiroptera; Phyllostomidae. Bases 193 to 1689 code for a protein of 498 amino acids. Gene Ontology annotation, biological process: monoatomic ion transmembrane transport; synaptic transmission, GABAergic; nervous system process. The transcript has 10 exons. Gene Ontology annotation, cellular component: neuron projection; GABA-A receptor complex; synapse.
GAGGGAGAGCGUGAGCGCGCGCAAGCCAGCAAGCAAACCAGAGAGACAGAGGAGAGAGGGACCAGGAUAGAGACCCAGAGAAAGAGAAGAGGAAGCAGAGCUCUGUGAGGGCUCAACCUCCAACUUGUUUCAGUUAAUUCAUCCUUUUCUUCUGUCCACUUCAGGGAAGUGACUGUGGCGCUUGGACUCUCUAUGUUGAUGCCUAAAAAGAUGAUAAUCACACAGAUGAGGCACUUCUACCUGACCAGUCUUGGUCUUCUCUUCCUGAUUAAUAUUCUCCCUGGAACGGAUGGCCAAGGGGAAUCAAGACGACAGGAACCUGGGGAAUUUGUGAAGCAGGAUAUUGGCGGACUCUCUCCCAAGCAUGCCCCAGAUAUUCCUGAUGACAGCACUGACAACAUCACUAUCUUCACCAGAAUCUUAGAUCGUCUUCUGGAUGGCUACGACAACCGGCUGCGACCUGGGCUUGGAGAUGCAGUGACUGAAGUGAAGACUGAUAUCUAUGUGACCAGUUUUGGCCCUGUGUCAGACACUGACAUGGAAUACACCAUUGAUGUAUUUUUUCGACAGACAUGGCAUGAUGAAAGAUUGAAAUUUGAUGGACCCAUGAAGAUCCUUCCACUGAACAAUCUUUUGGCUAGUAAGAUAUGGACCCCUGACACCUUCUUUCACAAUGGCAAGAAAUCGGUGGCCCAUAACAUGACCACACCUAACAAGUUACUCAGACUGGUGGACAAUGGAACCCUCCUUUACACAAUGAGGUUAACAAUUCAUGCCGAGUGUCCCAUGCAUUUGGAAGAUUUUCCCAUGGAUGUGCAUGCCUGCCCACUAAAGUUUGGAAGCUAUGCAUAUACAACAGCUGAAGUGGUUUAUUCCUGGACUCUUGGAAAGAACAAAUCUGUGGAAGUAGCACAGGAUGGCUCUCGCCUAAAUCAGUAUGACUUGCUGGGCCAUGUUGUUGGAACAGAGAUCAUCCGCUCUAGUACAGGAGAAUAUGUCGUCAUGACAACCCACUUUCAUCUCAAGCGAAAAAUUGGCUACUUUGUGAUCCAGACCUACUUGCCAUGUAUCAUGACUGUCAUUCUGUCGCAAGUGUCUUUCUGGCUCAACAGAGAGUCUGUUCCUGCCCGCACGGUCUUUGGUGUCACCACUGUUCUCACCAUGACCACCUUGAGUAUCAGUGCCAGAAACUCCUUACCUAAAGUGGCAUAUGCGACGGCCAUGGAUUGGUUCAUAGCCGUCUGUUAUGCCUUUGUAUUUUCUGCGCUGAUUGAAUUUGCCACUGUCAACUACUUCACCAAGCGGAGUUGGGCUUGGGAAGGCAAGAAGGUGCCAGAAUCCCUGGAGAUGAAAAAGAAAACACCAGCAGCCCCAACAAAGAAAGCCAGCACCACCUUCAACAUCGUGGGGACCACCUAUCCCAUCAACCUGGCUAAGGACACUGAGUUCUCUACCAUCUCCAAGGGCGCUGCUUCCAGUGCUUCCUCAACCCCGACAAUCAUUGCUUCACCCAAGACCACCUAUGUGCAGGACAUCCCAGCUGAGACCAAGACCUACAACAGUGUCAGCAAGGUUGACAAAAUCUCCCGCAUCAUCUUUCCUGUGCUCUUUGCCAUUUUCAAUCUGGUCUAUUGGGCCACAUAUGUCAACCGGGAGUCAGCUAUCAAGGGCAUGAUCCGCAAACAGUAGAUAGUGGCAGUGCAGCAACCAGAGCACAGUAUACCCUAAGACUGUGCAUCUAUGCACCCAAACCCCAGGGCUUCCCUUCAUGUGUUUGAAGAUACUUCUUUUUAACCCUCUACCAAGCUGUGACUCUCAAUUCAUAUUUAUAAAUAUCAAUGAAAAAAAAAAGAACAGAAAAAUUUCUUGUCCCUUUAACAUUGCUGAAUGUACUCUCAUCAGAACCAAACACUGCCAUUUGUCCAGGAGCUCAUCUUAGUCUGCCAGUCGCCCCAGCUGAAGGCACUGCAUGUAUUUCAUUGCACUUUGCCCACCACAAAACAGAGACUUUAUUACCUGUAGUGGGAGUCCUGGCUGUUUGAAAGGUCCAGACCAAGAAGGAUUGUUGAUUGGUCCAGAUCAGCUGAUUCUGACUCAGUAGGGAGCCAGGCAGGUCUGUCCUAUGGGGUCCUGCUUACCACUUUCCCUGCUAGGCAUAAGUACUAAUAGCAAAGGCAGGUGUGAGUGCUUUCCUCUGAACAUGGCCCCCAGCCUCUUUAUUGGCUUAGAGGUUAGUGGGGACAAUUGUGGCUCACCACUGUCUACCAUGUAUGGCCAAAACCAAUAGAACAAACUAGGCCAGCCUGACACCAAUGUGGCUGGUGCCCUGCCAUGUGUAGGCCCUCAGGAAACUAGUAUCUUUUUUGGGGGUAUAUCUCUCCUCCAGGAAAGCCCUCUUCACUCAAGCCUUCAACCCUAUAUCCAGCUGGACACUGCUUAGUUUGGACUCAUUGCUGCCUGAAAACUCUUUAGGAAAAGGAACAAGUAUUUUUAAAAUUUAUACUAAAAAGGUGCAAAUGGGAACAAAAAAGAUGUAGAUCAAAUGCUUAUACAAAUAAUUUUUUAAGAUUAGAGAGAUAAGAAAAGUCACUUCCCUGCCAAGGCAACUAGUCAAGUACUGGAUGGAACAAGAGAUUUGGGCUGAGUGGUAGUUGACACUUGAAGAUUUGCUUAAAAGGUAAGAGGUAAUGGUAGAUGAAAAUCAAAUUCUUCCUUCCAUACCUUCCACAUUCCACAUCUUAGCCUAGGCCCAAGAACUUUGCUCCCAGUAAGUCAGGGAACUCUGGUCCUCUGUUAAUGCUGAUUUCAAGGUAGGGGGGGUGCUGUGAAUCACAAUCUAGUCAACUUUUGAGUCAACUAAAUCAUUAAGUUUAUUGCCAGUUUGAUAAUAUAUUAUUUAAGGGACAUUUGAUUUCAUUUGUUCUUAAUGUGAGUAAAAGACAGUUAUAAUUAUAAAAUUUUUAUAAGGUAGAUAAACUAAAUAUUUGACAUUUGAGUGACUUGCCUAGGCUCCUUACAAAGGUAUGUAAUAUGGAAUCAUCAUGUGCCUUUUUCUGAAGGCCAAAAUGAAGACAAGAUUGAGAAGGCAAGUACACGUUAACCUCAGAAUCAGCACAAUCUUAACAGGACUGAUGGGUCCUGAAUGUGGUUUGCUUGGACACCAAAAAUAUUUUUAGAAAGUCAAAAUGUGUUACCCAAGAAGACCAAUUCUAAUAGUCAUGGCUCAAGGAAAUGAGAUUAAGAUGGCAGUCCCAGUCACUCAUCCAGAGUAUCCUAGAAGUCCAAAGUAAAGUCACAGAUGGUACCAAAAACAGAUUUCCCAUGUCUACCCCUGAACAAAGCUCUUAAGGAGUCUAUCAUUAGCUGCUGGUUGCCUUUUCACCUAUCCUUUCCCCGUUACCUGCUUCCUUGCCAUUGCUGGGAUAAUGCAUGCCAGUCCCAUUAUUCCUAAGACUGUGU